AUGGAGGCAUUUAUUGGACUUGUUCAUGUUAAAGAUACUAGUGCGUUAUCUCUAAAGAAAGCAAUUGUGGAUGUACUCGCUCACCAUUCUUUAACUUUAUCUUAUGUACGGGGGCAAUGUUAUGAUGGGGCAAGCAAUAUGCAAGGUGAGCUUGGUGGUCUUAAAACGUUGAUCAAACAAGAAAGUAGAUCGGCUCAUUCCGUUCAUUGUUUUGCUCAUCAACUUCAACUAACUCUUGUUGCAGUUUCUAAAAAGUGUGUUCAAGUGGGAGAACUAGUACUCUUGGUUUCAAAUGUUUUGAAUGUGUUGGGAGCUUCUUUUAAACGUGUGGAUGGAUUUCGAGAAUCUCAAAAACAAAAACUCCGGGAAGCAUUAGAUAUGGGUGAGCUAGAAACAGGUAGAGGCCUGAAACAAGAACUUGGCCUUAUUAAAGCCGGUGAUACUCGUUGGGGAUCUCACUACAAGUCGUUUGGAAAAUUUAUUAAUAACUUUGCCUCUAUUGUUAAUGUACUUGAUGCUCUUGUUGUAAAUGCAAGUACUCCAGAUGAAAGAGCUAGUGCAUCGGGAUUUCUUAGAAGUUGUCAAACAUUUGAGACUGUUUUCUUGUUGCAUUUGAUGACUGAUGUUUUAGGAAUCACAUAUGAUCUUAAUGUGUCAUUACAAAAAAAGUAA
Molecule: messenger RNA, 672 nt
Organism: Lycium barbarum (goji berry)
Lineage: Eukaryota; Viridiplantae; Streptophyta; Magnoliopsida; Solanales; Solanaceae
Exons: 1
Coding region: 1-672 (223 amino acids)
Source: RefSeq, a predicted model, not a curated record